UUGAUUCAGUCACUCACUCACACCGUCUCCGGGGCUCUCACGUCGGCUUUGUGAAGUGGAAGACAGAGGCAGAGCGGAGGACGGAGGAGAAGCCGUAAACACGAGGGGUUUUUACCAGGAAACCAAACGCGGAUUUUACCCCACUGAGCUCCGAGCUGAAAACCACCACUUAAGGAGGGGUCAGCAAGGGACCGAGCGUGAGGAAUACAUGAAGGGCGGGGUGGGGGAGGGGGCAGCGACCUUAACAGCAGCAGCAGCCGCACCGCAGAGGUCAAAGUUCACACAGAACGCCACUGUGAUUGAUGAGGAUUAAGAAGCAGAUUUUGCCUAAUAGGAAACACAGGAACGUCAUCCCCUGAGUAAAGAACUUUAAUGGCGUUCCGGUAGAGACAUCAAGAUGAACACGUUACCGUCAAUGGACCGGCACAUCCAGCAGACCAAUGACAGGCUGCUGUGCAUCAAACAGCACUUACAAAACCCGGCCAACUUCCACUCAGCGGCAACAGAACUGCUAGACUGGUGUGGAGAUCCCCGGGCCUUCCAGCGACCUUUCGAACAAAGCCUCAUGGGAUGUCUGACGGUGGUGAGUCGCGUUGCUGCUCAGCAGGGCUUUGACCUGGACCUGGGCUACCGGUUGCUGGCUGUGUGUGCGGCUAACCGAGACAAAUUCACACCCAAGUCAGCAGCCCUGCUGUCGUCGUGGUGCGAGGAGCUGGGUCGUCUCCUCCUGCUGCGUCACCAGAAGAACAGGCAGAACGAACCGCAGGGGAAAGUUCCCAUGCAGCCCAGCAUGAACAGCAUGAAGCCCAGCCUUACACACAGUGAUGGAUCUUUUCCCUACGACUCCGUACCCUGGCAACAGAACGCCAACCAGCCCCCCGGGUCCCUGUCUGUGGUUACAACAGUGUGGGGUGUCACCAAUACUACACAGAGUCAGGUGCUGGGGAACCCAAUGGCUAACAGCAACAAUCCCAUGAAUCCAGGGGGUAACCCUAUGGCGUCGGGUAUGUCCGCCAGCGGAGCAGGACUCAACUCUCCUCAGUUCAGUGCUCAGCAGCAGCAGUUUCCAAACAAAGGAGGCUCCAACCAACCGUACAUGCAGCAGGGCAUGUACGGCAGGCCCGGCUACCCAGGAGGCCCUGGGGGAUAUAGUGGGAGUUAUUCUGGAGGUCCAAACACUGCUCCAGGAGGUAUGGGAAUGACGUCCCACACACGACCUCCUGGUGACUUCACUCAACCGGCCGCUGCCGCCGCAGCUGCUGCUGUCGCCGCCGCCGCCGCUACAGCAACAGCCACAGCGACCGCCACCGUGGCAGCGCUGCAGGAGACCCAGAAUAAAGAUAUGAAUCAGUAUGGACAGAUGUGUUCUUCGUUCCAAAUGGGCCCCACUCAAGCCUACAACAGCCAAUUCAUGAACCAGCCAGGCCCUAGAGCCCCCCCUGGAGGCAUGAAUCCAGCCAGCAUGGGAUCAGGCAUGACCAAUCCCAACAUGAGUGGGCCUCCGAUGGGCAUGAACCAGGCUCGAACGCCGGGCAUGGGGCCUUUUGGAGCGCACGGCCAAAGAAUGCCUCAGCAGGGGUAUCCUGGAGGACCUCGACAGGGCAUGCCCAUGCAGGGGAUGAAGAGGCCGUAUCCAGGGGAUGGGAGUUAUGGCGGUCAGCAGUAUGGGCCUAACAGUCAGUUCCCACCUCAGCAGGGACAGUACCCUCCAUCCAACACCUCUAGGCCCCUGCCGUCUCCUAACUACCCCGGUCAGAGGAUGCCAGGGCAGCAGGGCCAGGGCCAGUACCCCCCUGGUGUUCCAAUGGGCCAGUACUACAAGCCUGAGCCCUUUAACGGUCAGAACACAAAUUUCUCUGGAGGUGGAUACUCUUAUGGCCAAGGCACUGGGCCUCCCAGGCCUGGUAACUACCCCCACUCCCCCGUCCCUGGUAACCCCACGCCCCCGAUGACUCCAGGAAGCAGUAUACCUCCAUACCUGUCGCCAAACCAGGAUGUCAAGCCCCCAUUCCCACCUGACAUGAAACCAAAUAUGACAGCGCUUCCGCCCCCUCCAAGUAACCCUAAUGAGGAGCUGCGACUGACAUUCCCAGUCAGGGAUGGAGUGGUGUUGGAGCCAUUCCGCCUGGAGCACAACCUGGCUGUCAGUAACCACGUCUUCCACCUUCGACCCUCCGUCCAUCAGACCCUCAUGUGGAGGUCAGACUUGGAGCUGCAGUUUAAGUGCUACCACCACGAGGACAGACAGAUGAACACCAACUGGCCCGCCUCGGUGCAGGUCAGCGUCAACGCCACGCCGCUCACCAUCGAGAGGGGGGACAACAAAACCUCCCACAAACCCCUGCACCUCAAACACGUCUGCCAACCUGGGAGAAACACCAUCCAGAUUACUGUCACUGCCUGCUGUUGUUCCCACCUGUUCGUGCUGCAGCUGGUCCACAGGCCAUCUGUGCGAUCCGUCCUCCAGGGGCUCCUGAAGAAGAGGCUCCUGCCUGCAGAGCACUGCAUCACCAAAAUUAAGAGGAAUUUCAGCAGCGUAGCAGCGUCGGCAGGCAACACAACUCUGAAUGGGGAGGACGGCGUGGAGCAGACAGCGAUCAAAGUGUCAUUGAAAUGUCCCAUUACCUUCAGACGCAUCCAGCUACCAGCACGAGGGCAUGACUGCAAACAUGUCCAGUGUUUCGAUCUGGAGUCAUACCUACAGCUUAACUGUGAGAGGGGGACAUGGCGAUGUCCUGUAUGCAAUAAAACAGCAUUAUUAGAAGGUCUGGAGGUGGACCAGUAUAUGUGGGGAAUCCUUAAUGCCAUUCAGAAUUCAGAGUUCGAGGAGGUCACUAUCGACCCCACGUGUAGCUGGAGACCGGUUCCCAUUAAGUCUGAGUUACACAUCAAAGAAGACCCCGAUGGACCACUGGCCAAGCGCUUCAAGACCAUGAGCCCCAGUCAGAUGACUAUGCCCAAUGUGAUGGAGAUGAUCGCCCAGCUAGGACCAGGACCGGGUCCCGGCCAUGGCCCCGGACCAGGACCCAGCCCGUACCCGCCUCACCCUGGUCAACAUGGCAGCGGCAAUGGGGGCGAGUACCCAGGAGCAGGCAACAGUUACCAUGGACAGGGGAACUUCGACUUCCCCCACGGUAAUCCAUCCGGUGGUGUAGGAGGAGGGGGAGGAGGGCCCCCUUUGAACGACUUCAUGCACGGCCCCCAGCUCUCCCACCCCCCAGAUGCACCCGGUGGUCUUCUACCCCAGGACAAGCCCCUCAGCCACAGCAUGAACGACGCUAUAUCCCAUCCCGAUCAGUCCCAUAAUUCCAUGCAGCAGAGCUUGCAUGCAUCUCCUCACCCCGGUAGCCAAACAGGGCCGCCUUUGCAUCACAGUGGCCAAUCAGGGCCGCCCUUGCAUCACAGUGGCCAAUCAUCGCAGCCGCCUCGCCAGUCGCAGCCUCAGCAGCAGCAGCCUCAGCAGCCUGGGCAGAACAGUCACCCCCACAGCGAUCUGAACUUUAACCCCUCCUCAGAUGGCCAGAUGGGUCAGGGAGCCCAGGAUAUGCCUGAACCCUCCCUGGAUCUGCUACCAGAACUGGCCAACCCUGAUGAGUUGCUGUCGUACCUGGACCCCCCGGACCUCCCCACCAACAGCAACGACGACCUCCUGUCGCUCUUCGAGAACAACUAGCCUUCCCUUCGCCGGGAGCCGCAACGUGUUUGACUGUCCGUCCACAGACACUUCAGCAACGUCCGAUCGACACUUCAAGCAGCUUCCUACGCUCGCACACGCACACACACCUGACACUCGGAAACACCACAGACCACGUGUGACGUAGGAAAAAAACAACAACAAAGAGGAACUCGGAGAGACAAGAAGGCAGGAGGAGCCACUCAUACCCACACUCCCUUUUUUCUACCCAUGUAAAGAUUCAACACACCAGUUUCACGCCUCGGACACUCCGACACACCAUCAACAGCCAUUUUGGCGGCACUAAAGCGAUAUUAUAUAUACAUAUAUGAUAUUUGUGACUUUUCAACUCAAAACUGUGCAGCUAUAAUCAUGUGUACACAACAUGGAGGAGACGGGGGGCCUUUGUGGGCUCCAGGUUAAGUGUUGUAGCUUAUAUAUACAUACAUAUACAUAUAUAUGUAUAUAUAUAUAUAUAUAUAUAUAUAAUUUUUUUUUUUAUUUUAUUUUCCUUUUGUGAAAAAAAGACAAGAUUUUUUGAGGGAAAAGAAACAUGGUCUUGUUCGAGUGUAUCUAAUUUGAAAUGUGUUCUUCCAAAAUAUUUGAAACUUUGGCACAUGCCAUGACCUUUGACCCCUUACUUCCUAGUGUGUCUCUGUGUGUGAGUCUGUGUGUAUGUGUGCGUGUGCGUGUGUGUGUGUGUGCGCAUUUCCAGUGGGUUUUCUCAUCAUAGACUGAAACUGGAACAACCUCAUCAGAAUCAGAGCACUGAACAAACGAGCUAUAAGCGUCACCACAGUAAAACCAUCCAGCAUUGGGUAAUGGCGUCUGUGUGUGUGUGUGUGUGUGGGCGUGUGGGCGUGUGUGUGUGUGUUAAGUUUGUGUUUACAUGUUCUUUUUUGUUCUGCCUGAAAUGACAGAUAUUAUGAAAGAGGAAGAAAGGAAGACAAACAUCAUCCACCUUAAGAAGUCUCAUUGUUUGGUGUUUUUUUAAUCCCAGCUGGUUCGCAGUAGCUGUAUUUAUUGUUACCGUUUCGCUUUUCUUCAUCUGUUUAUCACCGUUUCGUUCUCAUGUGCAUGUGUGCCAACGGCUCCUGAUGUCUUUGUCCAGCCUAAAUGUGCUUGAUCAAAUUUAACUGACUCAUAUUUAUUAUUUUAAUGCAAAUCCAACUGUCCUGUUUUUUUGUUUGUUUUUUUUUACUCUCGUCCUUCAUUUUGUGUUUUCUCUGUCUGUCCAGCUGAUCAGAUACUCAUCACCAAAGCUGUCCUAUGCGUUUUAUAAGGAGUUGGACCUAAAUAUUCAGUUGUUAAAACUGGAUUACAAACAUCCUACAGACAAGUUUUAAAAAUCACUGUAUUUUAUAAAAAUGUCUGUGUGAUUGUAUCGAUGUUUCCUUAUCUUCUUUUUUUUUUGUUUUGUUUUGUUACUAUUGAACUGCGUCCUUUUUGGGGAAAAGAAGAAAAAAAACAUUGUGCAUGAUCCAACAGUGUUUCCAGAGCUGUUGUAUAUACCCUAUGUGAAUACUUUGUGACUGUACAGUACUGUACCUUUCUAUUACUGGCAACUACAUGGUACUGUAUGUCUGUCGAGGACUACACACACACACACACAUACACACACACACACACACACACUCACAAACACAGUGAAUCCCAGAGAAACAGUCCACUAGUGUAAAUGAAUUGAUCCAAAUGCGCUCUCACUGGACUCCUAUUGUUUACAUGUGUAUCAGUGUAUGUUUUUUUUCCCUGUUUACCCUGUGACGACACAUCCGCGGUAACCGAUAUUUGAGUGAAUCGGUGCGUCAGUUAGAAGUCCGUCAGUUUUAUAUGAAAACAGUCAGCUUUAUGUGAUUGAAAGAUUGUUAAAGCAGCUUUGAGCUCAGAAUUUCUCCAAAAAUGACAUGUUUGAUAUUAUUGGAACAAACGACCACCCUUGUCCGCUAAAAAGUGAGAAUGUGCAAAACUUUUCCUCGUCAUUGUUUUGAGGCCUGAUAUGAGCUUUUUUCUAACCACACUCUGCAAAAAAGAUGUGAGCAUUAUUUUAUUUUUAUCGUGUUUUAUAUUACUUUGAGUUUUAAGUUAUUAUUUUGUUCUGUGUUUUUAUGAGGAGUAUAAUUUGGUUUACACAAUUUUAUGCAGUACAGUAAAUGGAUUUGGAACAUACUGUAUGUUGUACACUAACUGUCCCCUGUUAAAGGAUAAUAGUCCAUAUGAAGAACGAGGCUUUCACAGUCGUCUUCAUUGAUCAAAUCGCCUGCGUAUAAACACAGCUGAAGGAUCUGAUGUUGUUUCUGUUUGUUUCUGUGUUUGUUCAAGACAAUGCACUGCUGCAUUGGGAUGUUUUAUUUCCCCACACAGUGUGUAACUGUAACUGUAACCUUUCACAAAACCACAUCUAGGAAACUGAACAAUGCUUGGAUGUUCAGGGCAUCCUGCCCCGUCACAGAUUGUAUUGUCUGAUUGCAGACGUUGGAAAAUUAAGUCGAGAAAAUGAAAGAGAACGCAAUUAAUGUAGUCAAAUGUAACAGAGGGAGGACUUCUCCUGUUCACAUUACAAGCAGAGGUUGUUGCAGAGGGUAGGGGGUGGUCUGGGGGGUUUAUGGGAUAUGUGUACAUAAUGUAAAUGACAAAUAGAGACACGUUAACAGAAAUGUAUUCAUUUUCUCCAGGAGGAGUGUGCAUAGUGUAUUUAGAAUUUGUAAAGCUUGCAUCCUCCUGUCAGACAUUGAAUUGGGAAAAUGAGUCUGUGUUUGAUUGCGUCUGUGCAGACCUCUCUAACCACACCUGUUCAUGUAUGUAAAAUACUUUAUGUACCCCUCCACGCAGGGUUUCCGAGAAAAAAAAAGACAUUUUCUUUCCUUUGUGUAAUAUUAAACUUCUGUGUUUUUCUCUAUUACCUGUGUACUUUAUAAAGGUGCUACAAAAUUAUCGAACCCUUUUGAGGUGUAAUUGGGACUUGGAGACGCCGAGCCUGGGGAGGCUGCAAAGGGUUGUUUCCAAAUUUACAGUUUGUAAAAAAAAAUUUUGUCAAAUUUAUAAUUUUUAUGCAAUUUGGCAAAAUAUGCUAUAAAGGUACAAUCUGAAAUGAUUGGCACGACAGGUGGCAGUUGUCUCUUUGGUUUUGUACAUUCUAUGUACAAUCAUUUCAUAUUCUAAACUGGUCAGAAAAACAUUGUGAUUUUUAGUGUUGCAAAUCUGUAUGUAGUUAGAUGAUGUGACAUCCUAAUAUUUAUCUAAUAAAUAUGUAUUCAGAUGAAACACA
Molecule: messenger RNA, 6938 nt
Organism: Sphaeramia orbicularis (orbiculate cardinalfish)
Lineage: Eukaryota; Metazoa; Chordata; Actinopteri; Kurtiformes; Apogonidae
Gene: zmiz1a
Product: zinc finger, MIZ-type containing 1a
Exons: 24
Coding region: 398-3673 (1091 amino acids)
Biological process (GO): regulation of transcription by RNA polymerase II; protein sumoylation
Cellular component (GO): chromatin
Molecular function (GO): SUMO ligase activity; zinc ion binding
Source: RefSeq, a predicted model, not a curated record